Molecule: messenger RNA, 321 nt
Organism: Gongylonema pulchrum
Lineage: Eukaryota; Metazoa; Nematoda; Chromadorea; Rhabditida; Gongylonematidae
Source: the annotation of a GenBank genome assembly
GUGACAUAUUGUACGAUAUGUUAUGAUCGAGCACACUGUGGUCUGGAUCAUCAGCCGCAACAUCUGCAGGUCUCCUCGGCAUUCUCAUCGCUGUCGCUUUCACGACGAACUCAAAUUCCACAAAAAAAGCUUCAACUGGCCUCCGUACUUUGCAUCGAAACAUCACACUACGUAGCAUUUGUGCGUGCCAUGAACGCUAAUAAAUGGCUAUUUUUUGAUUCAAUGGCCGAUCGAGUAGGCUUAUCGGAUGGCUUCAAUGUGCCACAGAAGUUUUUGACAGAUUUCAUAUUCGCUCAUAUGGAAUAUACGCAGAGGAGUUGA